This is a messenger RNA of Salvia hispanica, 1211 nucleotides long. RefSeq lists its product as uncharacterized. The record is from RefSeq and is a predicted model, not a curated record. NCBI's taxonomy places the organism in Eukaryota, Viridiplantae, Streptophyta, Magnoliopsida, Lamiales, Lamiaceae.
UCCUUCACCAACUUUCCUCCUUCCUCUCCGCUUUUUUCCUCCGAUUUCCAAUUUUCCACAUGAUCGCCGUAAAUUGACGAAUUCUAGCUCCAUCGAUGCGCCGCUGGACGGAUAGAUCCGUUGAUAGUAAUAAUCCGACUGUUCUGAGCCGGAUAAUGCUCCGAUUCCGGCCGAUCGCGCCGAAGCCGGCCGGCGAGGACGCCGGAUCCGCCGCGCCGGAUCCGGCGAAGCGAGAUCUCGCCGGCAGGAGGGUGAAACGGAAGUACGUCAGGAUUCGUAAGCGGAGGUGUAAUAAGAGCAAGGUUCCGGAGGGAGGAAAUCCGCCGUCGCCGCCGGAGAGAUCCGCCGUCGACGACGCUCCGCCGCCGCAGAAGCGAGCGGUCACUCUCCAGCUCCUCGGAGAUGGAUCUGGAGGCGGUGAGAGCGAGAUGAGGUGGAGAGAUCUGGAUGGAGGAGGGCGGAGGAAAGCGGAUCUGAGCGGUUACGGAGGCGGAUCUGUGAUAGCGACGUGGAUCGUGGUGGAAGGCGUGACGGUGACGGAGAAGUUGACGGAGUUAGGGUUAGGAUUUUCGGAUGAGGAGAGGAUUCACAAUCUGGAGAGGGACACGUGUCCUGGAUUCAUAUCGGAUCACACGAACAACGUGAUCUGGAUGAACGCCGCGUAUAAGAGAAUGGUGGCCGCGGACGACGAAGCCGGCGCCGCGGAGGCGGAGAAGAAGGGGGUUUUGGUGUGGCUGGUGGUGAAGGAGGAUUUGCCCCAUUUUUGCCCCUCGUUUGCAUGCAGAGUUAGGGUCACUCAACAGAACGGCCAGGGGCAAAAGUGGAAUAAAAUUGUGCCGUGCGAUGUUUGGAGAAUGGAAUUUGCCGGAUUUGCAUGGAAAUUGGACGUCAAUACCGCCCUCAGUUUAGGCUUCUGAGGAUUUUUCCAGUCAGGCGAUGGUGUAGUUUGUAGCUGAGCGAUGACCAAGAUACACCGUUGCAAGAGUAAGUUGUAAAUAAGCCUUUGUUCUGCUAAAGCAGUGUGUGUAUGUAAAAUACGCAAAGGUUGUUAUUGUAAUAUUAUCCUUUGAGAGGAUUAUUAUUAUGAAAAAGGUUAGGAUAAUGCAAUGACAAUGACUUGAAAUGUAUCUUAGUGAAAUGCCAAACCGGCUCAUUUCACUUUAUUUGCUUCUUCUUUGAGUUCAAAGGCCAUUCACUAAUUUACAACUAUC